Camelina sativa (false flax) is the source of this 2295-nucleotide messenger RNA. The record is from RefSeq and is a predicted model, not a curated record. Lineage: Eukaryota; Viridiplantae; Streptophyta; Magnoliopsida; Brassicales; Brassicaceae.
UCUCUCUCUCUCUCUCUCUCUCUCUCUCUCCCGGAACCGUCGUUUGCAUGACCAGCUAUUCCUAUAAUAGGAUUCCUUCCCUGAUCCNUCCUGAUUUUAGCAGGAUACGUCAUCUCAAAUACUUGGACCUGAGCUGGAAUGAGCUCACUGGACCUAUACCUUCUUCUAAUCUUUCUAAGGAUGUGACAACCAUUGAUUUAUCAAACAACAUACUUAACGGAUCCAUCCCACAGAGCUUCUCAGAUCUCCCUUUGCUUCAGAUGCUGUUGCUGAAGAACAAUGUGUUAUCUGGAUCUGUCCCUGAUUCCCUUUGGACGAAUAUCUCAUUAUUGAAGAAAGCUAGACUUCUUCUUGAUCUUAGGAAUAAUUCUCUGUCACAAGUGCAAGGAGAUCUAACUCCUCCACAAAAUAUCACUUUAAGGCUUGAUGGUAAUCCGAUCUGCAAAAAUGGAAGCAUAUCAAAUGCAAACCUAUUUUGUGAGUCCAUAGGAAAAGAGUGGACAUCACUACCAACCAACUCAACUAAUUCUGCACUGGACUGUCCUCCACUAGCCUGUCCCACUCCUGACUUCUACGAAUACAGCCCAGCAUCCCCGUUACCAUGCUUUUGCGCAGCGCCUCUCAGAAUUGGAUAUCGUCUCAAAAGUCCUAGCUUCUCAUACUUCCCUCCAUACAUUGAUCAAUUUGACGAGUAUGUUGCUGAUUUCCUUCAGAUGGAACCAUAUCAACUCUGGAUCGACUCAUAUGAGUGGGAGAAAGGGCCUCGUUUGAGGAUGUAUCUAAAACUUUUUCCGAAAGUUAAUGAAACCUAUACAAGAACGUUUAACAGCAGUGAAGUUCUCAGAAUCCGGGACAUAUUCGCUUCAUGGAGAUUUCCUGGUAGCGACUUAUUCGGCCCGUACGAACUGCUCAACUUCACUCUGCAGGGGCCUUAUUCAUAUGUUAACUUCAACAGUGAAAGGAAAGGCGUCAGCUGGGGACGAUUAGCAGCAAUAACUGCAGGGGCUGUAGUUACUGCUGUUGCGAUAUCUGCCGUGGUUGCAGCCUUGUUGCUUAGAAGAUACAGCAAACACGAGCGAGAGAUAUCUAGAAGACGGUCUUCCUCGAAGGCUUCCUUGAUGAAUUCUGGGAUAAGAGGCUUCACUUUCAAAGAACUAGCAGAGGCCACCGAGGAUUUUAGCAGCUCAACUUUGGUUGGACGCGGAGGCUAUGGAAAGGUUUAUAGAGGUGUGUUAUCUGACAAAACGGUUGCUGCAGUAAAGCGAGCAGAUGAGGGUUCUUUGCAAGGUGAAAAGGAGUUCUUGAAUGAAAUAGAAUUGCUCUCGAGGUUGCAUCAUCGGAAUCUAGUGUCACUGAUCGGUUAUUGUGACGAAGAAGGCGAGCAGAUGCUGGUGUACGAAUUUAUGCCAAAUGGCACCCUGCGCGACUGGCUGUCUGCUAAGGGGAAGGAGUCAUUGAGCUUUGGGAUGAGGAUUCGUGUUGCGUUGGGAGCAGCCAAAGGCAUUCUCUACCUUCACACAGAAGCCAACCCACCAGUGUUCCACCGAGACAUCAAAGCCAGUAACAUCCUCCUUGACGAUAACUUCAAUGCCAAAGUUGCAGACUUUGGACUGUCUCGACUUGCUCCUGUGUUGGAAGACGAAGAGGAUGUGCCUAAACACGUCUCGACCGUUGUCCGUGGGACUCCAGGGUACCUGGAUCCGGAAUAUUUCCUGACACACAAGCUGACGGACAAGAGCGAUGUUUACAGCAUUGGAGUUGUGUUCUUGGAGCUGCUGACUGGUAUGCACGCCAUAUCCCAUGGCAAAAAUAUCGUGCGAGAGGUGAAGACAGCGGAUCAGAGGGAUAUGAUGGUAUCGCUGAUAGACAAGAGAAUGGAGCCGUGGUCGAUAGAAAGUGUUGAAAAGUUUGCGGCUUUGGCACUAAGGUGUAGCCACGACUCACCGGAGAUGAGGCCGGGUAUGGCGGAGGUAGUGAAAGAGCUGGAGACACUGCUCCAAGCAGCCCCGAAUAAGGAGGCAAGAAUGGAAAUGGCAUCGUCUUCAUCAGUGCUCUCAACAUCUUCGUCGAAUGUGACCAGAGACCUUUACGAAUCGUCGAGCCUAUUAGGAAGCGAUCUCAGCAGCGGCUUUGUUCCCAGCAUCGCUCCUCGGUGACUACAACUAUCUCUGUACAAAAACAUUUAUUACUCCUUUUUGACUCCACUCAACCUUUCUUACUUUUAAAGUUUAACCAAUUAAUUAUCUUCUAGUUAUACAACUUACAACAUUGUAAUAUAUUCACUUUUUUUUUUUU